Messenger RNA from Nilaparvata lugens (brown planthopper), 1752 nucleotides. RefSeq lists its product as uncharacterized. The coding region runs from base 1011 to 1373 and encodes 120 amino acids. The transcript has 2 exons. The record is from RefSeq and is a predicted model, not a curated record. Lineage: Eukaryota; Metazoa; Arthropoda; Insecta; Hemiptera; Delphacidae.
GCCAGUAAAGCGUCUCGGACGUUGCGAACAGCAUUAAGCCUCUGUACGCCUCUUGAACGCGAUCUAGAAGCGUGUUCAUUACAUGUCAUAACCUCAAAGUUUCUCCCAACUCUGUGCUAACAAUAAACAGUAAAUUGUGUACCAUCCUUGACUCUUCGUUGUGAACGAAUUAUUAUUGGGACUUAAAAGUGAAUUUUGAUCAAGUUACGCAUCUCAGUUGUGAAUAAAUAAUAUUAUUGAUGACUUAAAAGUGAAUUUUGAUCAAGUUUCUCAUCUCAGCUGUGAAUAAAUAAUAUUAUUGAUGACUUAAAAGUGAAUUUUGAUGAAGUUUUGUAUUGAAGAUACAUUUUUUUCUAAUUUAUCAUAGCAUUGAAUUUAUAACCGUUGUUGGUUCCUGUAUAGUUGUAUAUCCAGUGACAUUCCAUUAGAAACAACAAAGCCUGUGAAUGUGACUAUCAAGAAUAAAUUCUUGAAAAAGUUUGUGAAAUUGAUUCCUGAUGUGAAGAAAUUUUUUUGGAGCUUGAUGAGGCAAGUUCAAAUGUUAUUAGCGGAUUCGUAGGUGUUAUCUAUACAAAAUAAUAACGAUGAUUAUCAUUCUAUGGUACAAGUGUAAAAUAUUAUAAAUGUCUACAUCUUUAUCGAAGUUUCACUGUAUUUCUAAGAUUCAACUAUUAUAAUUUAUUGUUCCUUAUCCAACUUUAAAAUAUUUGAUCUCUAUUCUUCAUGAAUUUGAGUCUUGACGAUGUUUUAAAAAGUCCAAUACUAGAAAAAACAGCUACAAAUUUAUUCAACUGAUAAGUUAUUACCUUGAGAUUUGAAACUUAUUAAAUCAUGUCUCAAAGUGGAAGGACGAAAAAUACAUUCUCUUGUGCAAGUGACAUAACUGUUGAAAGUUUUUGAAGUGUUGUGAGUCUGUAGUGGAUGUGACCUCCUCCAAUAAGAGACGUCCAGUCAAUUUAGGAAAUUUUCCACACUUGAUGCACUCACCGCCCUAAAACACCAAUCGCAAGAUGGACGGUGACUUCUACGACGGAUCCGUGAUGAACCCGGACGACAUCGUGCUGCAACUGGCCGGCAUGGGCACGCACGUGCACACGAACGAGCACGCAGGCCUUGCAAGUGGUGAGGAGGUGGUGUUCAACGGCACGUUCAUCCUCAGCGAAGACAACAACUCGGUGACACUUGUCUACGACGACCUUGACGCAAUCCCGCUCUUCCAGGGCUACCCGACUGCGUUGCUACGCUUUGCCUCCCUCUGCUGUCUGCUAUUCAUGAUGGUCGGCAUACCCGGCAACCUCAUCACCAUCAUUGCGUUGUUCCGAUGCAAAAAGGUAGGCUGUCUACUCAUUUUCACCAAUAACUUUCACAUUUAGCAUUGGAGUAGUUCUGUGAACAGUAGACCUCGCGCUUAGAAAGUUACAUUGACCUGUUGUUAUGUUUUCUCGAAAAUUAAUAGACAUAGAGCUUUCUGUUUCUGUCCUAUCGUACGUGACGUGUCGUUCCGGAAUAUGAGUGUGAGCGCUGUUAUCAGGUCUGGCUGCCGUCGAUACGCCAAUCCAAUCAACCCAUCAGAGAACAUUCUGUGUUGUCGUGUUGGUGGAAAAUCGGUGUGUUGAAAUUAACAAAAUAAACUACCAUAAUGCUGAUUGCUGAUUUCCUACAAACUUCAUAUCUCACUCUCCACGAUUUUAGAAAUCAAUUUCUUUUCAAUAAUAUUUGUUGCAAUUUUAAUCAUCAGAUUAAAAAAGAAAA